AUGCAGAAGUCGGAGAUAGUGAAAGUAGCUGGUGCAGUUGUACUACCUCAGCUUGGUGGUUUUGUUAAUGGCUAUCUAACCAAAACGCAAAUCGAUGGUUGGUACAGAAAUCUCAAUUUUCCCUCGUUCCGACCACCGAACUGGGUAUUUGGACCUGUUUGGACAUCCUUGUACGCUGGCAUGGGCUAUGCCUCGUACUUGGUCUGGAAAACUGGUGGCGGCUUCGAUGGAGCGGCGAGAGGACCACUGAUCCUGUACGGCACGCAGCUGGCAUUAAACUGGGCCUGGACGCCGAUAUUUUUCGGCAUGCAUCAACUCAAAUGGAGCGUUGUUGAGAUACUUGCACUAACUGGAUCUGUGGCUGCUACCGGCGUGGCUUUCUAUCAGGUUAACAAACUGGCAGGAUACCUCUUUGUUCCCUACUUUGCCUGGUGUGCAUUUGCCAGCGUGUUGAAUUACAGCAUUUAUAAAUUAAAUCCCCCUAAAGAAUCCACUGCGACGAUUGAGGAAGUGCACGAAAAGAGCAACUAAUCUUUA
Anopheles coustani is the source of this 537-nucleotide messenger RNA. RefSeq names its product translocator protein. Gene Ontology annotation, cellular component: mitochondrial outer membrane. The transcript is spliced from 2 exons. The coding region runs from base 1 to 531 and encodes 176 amino acids. The record is from RefSeq and is a predicted model, not a curated record. NCBI's taxonomy places the organism in Eukaryota, Metazoa, Arthropoda, Insecta, Diptera, Culicidae.